CGAACCCAUCCUCCAUUCCUCCACACCGCACCAGGGUCAUCCCCCACCUCCUCUCUCGCUCUCCAACCACCGCCGAGACCUCCCCACCACCACUUACCAUCGAAACGCCGCGAAUGGAGCUCCUCGACAUGGUGCCCGCGGACGCCAUCGCGCUGCGCCUCUACUCCCUCCCCGCAGCGGUAGCCGCCGCCGCCUCGCUGUACUACGCCUGGCUCGUCGCCGCGCUCGCUGCCGCCGUAGGUCUCUGGCGCAUCCGCGCGGUCAGCGCCGGCGUUCGCAGAGGCAGCGCCAUCGUCGAUGACAAGUCGAAGGCCCAGUCUCCUUCGCCGUCUCCUGCCAUCGAAGAGCCGCGGCUGGCGGCUCCGGCCGAGCCGGCGUCCCCGAGCGGCGAGCCGAGCACGCCGUCCAAGGUCCGGUUCACGGUGUACUACGGUGUUUCGGGAGACGCCGACGACGGAGUUGUGGACGGCGUCAGGAGAUGCGCGGACGACGACGACAGGGUCGACGGCGAGGUAGACGCGGUCCUGCGAAGGACGGCGUCGGCGCCGGAGAGAAGAAGGGCGAAGGCCCUGGCGGCGGCGGCGCCGUGGGAGGAGAGGGAGAUGGCCGUGAGGCGGAGGGGCGACCUGGGGUGGUACCGCCACCUCGACAUGGCGGCGCUCGACGGCAGCGUCGUGAAGCUGUGGGACGGCGAGCUGACGGCCUCGCCGAGAGCGCGGAGGAGGAGGGCAGGAUUGGAAUUACAGUUGUCAUUUUAGAGAUGGCAUAUGGUUAAUCUGUAUAUUGUUGUUGUAGGAGUAAUGGAAUGAUGUUAUUAGGUGGAUAUGGCAAUUUUGCCCUUUGAUAUUGUCGUAAGUUAUGGCCAAGGCCAAAGGGCGAAGAUGGGCUCUUUGUGUGCGAUGGCACAAUUGGAAACUGAUAAAUGUCAGUGGUAUCCUAGCUCAGAUCCUUGCAUC
This is a messenger RNA of Setaria italica (foxtail millet), 956 nucleotides long. RefSeq lists its product as uncharacterized. The record is from RefSeq and is a predicted model, not a curated record. The transcript has a single exon. Lineage: Eukaryota; Viridiplantae; Streptophyta; Magnoliopsida; Poales; Poaceae. Bases 114 to 758 code for a protein of 214 amino acids.